AUGGCAUCGCGGAUACUCUCACCAGCAAUGCGCGCUGUCGCGUCGCCAUGCACAGCUCUCCGGACUACCAGAAGCUUUCAACCGUCCUCCCGAAGACUCGCAGAUGUUGCCGCGCCGUUGCCAGUACGAAAGCCAGUCGGUGCCUUUCGAGGAGGAUUGUUCGGAUUUCUUCUCGGAAGCACACUGGCAGGAGGCGGGGUCUACUACUACAUCUUGGAGGAAUACAAGGUCUCGAAUGAGCUCCUGACGGAAGAUAUCUACUCUUUGCAGGCCUCGGUGCAACGGGUCCAUACCUACGUUCAAAGUUUAGAGGAGAAGAUUGAUGAGUUAAACAAAAAGAAGAAAUAA
Molecule: messenger RNA, 348 nt
Organism: Hyaloscypha bicolor E
Lineage: Eukaryota; Fungi; Ascomycota; Leotiomycetes; Helotiales; Hyaloscyphaceae
Exons: 3
Coding region: 1-348 (115 amino acids)
Source: RefSeq, a predicted model, not a curated record